AUGUGUGGCAUCUUUGUUUCUUUGAGCGCUACAGCUCCUCCCGCAAAACCUAAUGCUGACAUCAGUGAGUUGUUGCGCCGGCGCGGUCCAGACAGCGUGGAAGAUCAUGUGGUGACUAUACCGAACGAAAAUUUUACACUGUACGCGUAUUUCUUGACAACAGUUCUCUCACUUCGGGGAUCCGAUAUCGUGGCCCAGCCACUCGUCGACAGGGCUUCUGGGUCUGUUCUCUGCUGGAAUGGAGAAGCGUGGAGCAUACGUGAUGAGAUAGUGGCCGAGAGUGACACAACCAAAGUAUUCCAGUCCCUUUUAGCAGCAAGUCUGGCAAAUGCGAGAGCUCGAGCAACCACUGAUGAUCACAACGAUGCCAUAUUGGGCGUCCUGUCGUCUGUACGCGGGCCUUAUGCACUGGUAUUCUACGACGCUGCCAGUGGCCGCCUGUACUUCGGUCGAGACUGCCUUGGUCGCCGAUCUCUGCUCUAUUGUUCUGACACUGUAGGUGAGAUUACAAUAUCUAGCUUGACCGACAGUCAAUUUUCAGGCCGCUUUCAUGAAGUCGAAGCCGACGGCCUUCGUGUCAUAGAUUUAUCAAGACCGUCAAAGGAGUUUGUCAUUAACCGUAUUCCAUAUGACCACAAGUCAGACUCGCCGCAGAAACUUCCAUUCGGACCCCUCAACAAGGCUCACCCAACUGCAGAUCAAACUCUCUCUGCUCUCACGAUCGCGUCAGCCCCGGUACACGAUCUGGAGCGUGUCUUACGUCAAUCUUUGAGUUUGCGUGUGCAGAAGAUUAAGGCCGGUCCUUCUGUCGAGGCUGAUACAGGCCAGUGUAUUCUAGCGAUUUUGUUUUCAGGGGGGCUUGAUUGCUCUGUAAUUGCCAGAAUGACUCAUGAUUUACUGGAUGAAUCAGAGCCUGUCGAUCUCCUCAAUGUAGCAUUCCACAAUCCUCGGACUCAUAAACCUGCCGAGCCGGGUCAGGAACUCACCAAAACAUCAUACGAGCUGUGUCCUGACCGCCUCACUGGCCGAAAAACAUUUGCUGAACUACAGCGUGUAUGUCCGAGCCGCACCUGGCGUUUUGUGGCCAUCAAUAUCCCAUACGAAGAUACACUAUCUCAUCGCGAGCUGGUGAAGAAGCUCAUGCAGCCACAUAAUACCGAGAUGGAUCUAUCGAUCUCUUACGCUCUAUACUUUGCGUCCAGAGGUAUUGGCACCGCGUACAACUCUAACGGUUCCGUCAUACAAGACUAUUCGACCUCUGCGCGGGUACUCCUCUCGGGACUGGGCGCCGAUGAGUUAUUCGGAGGAUAUCAGCGUCACGCGACAGCGUAUUCUCGAUCAGGCUUUCCAGGGCUACUGGAUGAGCUUGAGCUGGAUGUCAAUCGCCUCGGUAAACGCAAUCUUGGCCGCGAUGAUAGAGUUAUAUCGCAUUGGGGCAAGGAAGCUAGGUUUCCCUAUCUUGACGAAGACGUAAUGAGUUGGGCUCUUUCGGCUCCAAUAUGGCAGAAGUGUGGAUUUGGUCUUCCGGAGAGCCCAUCGUCGGAAGAUCAAGCCCUGGAGCCUGGAAAAUUGGUAUUACGGCUUCUUGCAGCGAGACUAGGCAUGACCGGCGUUGCAUCUGAGAAGAAGCGGGCGGUAGGCUCUACUUGCUGUUGGAUCAAAGACAAAGCUGAUCAGGCAGAUUCAAUUCGGUGCAAGGACGGCGAAGAUGGAGAACAACAAAAGCAAAGGCACCCAUGUGCUGUCAUGAAAGCCACUCAACUCUGUAAGUGCCCAUAUGUCUCAUAG
Molecule: messenger RNA, 1788 nt
Organism: Pseudovirgaria hyperparasitica
Lineage: Eukaryota; Fungi; Ascomycota; Dothideomycetes; Acrospermales; Acrospermaceae
Exons: 2
Coding region: 1-1788 (595 amino acids)
Molecular function (GO): asparagine synthase (glutamine-hydrolyzing) activity
Source: RefSeq, a predicted model, not a curated record